AUGAAUGCGACCGAUUUGUGGGCAAGUGUGCAACGCGAAGCUGCGCUUCUAUCACGUUUUACGAAUGCUGAUGUUAAACUGACGUAUGCAUGUGCUUAUAACGCCGCUUCUAGGGAUGUGCUCGCUAGAGCAACCAGCCCAACGAGACAACGAAGUCUAGCAAGCCCAUUGUCCAGAUCUUCGUCAUCUGCUAGAUGUGAAAUGCCUUCACCAUUAAAUGCUUCUUCCAGCACUACAUCCCAGACUCAAACUUCGACUGCUGUACCCUGUUCACUUCCAAACACAACAUGCUCUGUACGCUGA
Anisakis simplex (herring worm) is the source of this 303-nucleotide messenger RNA. NCBI's taxonomy places the organism in Eukaryota, Metazoa, Nematoda, Chromadorea, Rhabditida, Anisakidae. The record is from the annotation of a GenBank genome assembly.